Molecule: messenger RNA, 1881 nt
Organism: Vanessa tameamea
Lineage: Eukaryota; Metazoa; Arthropoda; Insecta; Lepidoptera; Nymphalidae
Gene: Lmx1a
Product: LIM homeobox transcription factor 1-beta
Exons: 4
Coding region: 44-1207 (387 amino acids)
Biological process (GO): regulation of transcription by RNA polymerase II; neuron differentiation
Cellular component (GO): nucleus
Molecular function (GO): RNA polymerase II transcription regulatory region sequence-specific DNA binding; DNA-binding transcription factor activity, RNA polymerase II-specific
Source: RefSeq, a predicted model, not a curated record
AGGCGCGUGGUGCGCCUCGGUGUGGUGUUCGUGCGACAGUUAUAUGAAAAAAAUGCUCGAGUUUUACACAAAUAUAAAUUCGGGAUUGAUGCAGGAGAGCAUGCAGCCGCCGCUCUCUUGUGCUGGUAGAACAGAGUUGAGCGCGAGCAUCAAGCGGGAGAAGAUCGUCGAGAUAUGUGAAGGAUGCGGCCAGAAGAUCCAGGACCGCUACUUGAUGCGAGUUGGCGAUUUAUCCUGGCACGAACACUGCCUCAGCUGCUGCGUGUGCGGUUGUCCACUAGCCCAUACAUGUUACACAAGAAAUGCCAAACUGUACUGCAAACCUGACUAUGAUAGGUUGUUCGGUGUUAAAUGUACGCGGUGUGGCGACAGACUGCUACCCCAGGAGAUGGUUAUGCGGGCACAGCAGUAUGUCUUUCAUAUUCAAUGCUUCGUUUGCGUCAUGUGCUGCCAGCCCCUUCAGAAGGGUGAACAGUACGUUAUAAGAGCAGGCCAAAUUUUCUGUAGGCAAGAUUUUGAAAAGGAGAUGUACUUGAUGCAACAUACGGAAGACGAUAUGAUAAUUGAUGAUUCAGAAAGGCCCCGAGAUGGAAGACGAGGACCAAAGCGUCCACGAACGAUUCUGACGUCUGCACAACGUAGACAGUUUAAAGCUUCUUUUGAAGUGAGCCCCAAGCCUUGUCGUAAGGUACGAGAAGCUCUUGCCAAAGAUACCGGCUUGAGCGUCCGAGUAGUUCAAGUUUGGUUCCAAAACCAAAGAGCUAAAAUGAAAAAGAUUCAACGCAAGGCAAAACAAGAGGGUGAUAAGAAUGCCGACAAGGAAAAGGAUAAGGACGAGAAGAGCAUUAAGCAGGAAUCGCCGUCAAGCGAACACGAACAUGGAAAUUAUCUCGGCUUGGAUACGUCGUAUUCGGCAUCAAGUCAACCCCUAAACCCAAAUCUCCCGUACUCCCCUGAUGAUUAUCCAGCUCAUUCUGGGGACAGUUUCUGCAGUUCGGACAUAUCACUCGAUGGCAGCAACUUUGAUCAGCUCGACGAAGGUGCCUCCGACACCAUGAGCCUACAGAAUUUGGAGGUUCCACACCAUCCCCAUCAACACGGAAAUCAUUCAUCUCACGAGCCCCUCAAUUUAGGUACCGGUGCUGUGGUUAAUCCAAUUGAUAAGCUUUAUCUUAUGCAGAACUCUUAUUUUAGUACGGAUCACUGAUUUAAUGCCAAUCGCACUGUCACGCCCAAGGGUAAUCGACAGCGCAUCUAUCCUAAAGACUUUUCUAAUUAUACAUCCACGAAUACGAAUCACACAGAAACAGUGACAAAUACGAGCAGUUCUAUUUUACGUUACGAUUUUUAUUCAACAUUGUAAAGUGGUUUUUAUGUUAUCAGUGUUACGGUAAACAUAGAUGUUUAAUUAAAAUAAUAAUAGUGUAUAAAAUUUGUGAAAAUUUAUAGCAUUCAAAGUAGAUAUGAUAUGAUCGCAGAAAUAUUAUAUUGGUUUGAACUGUAGUAAGCGAUAUUUACAUGAAGAAACUUGUAUUCAUAUGUGUUAUAUUAAGUAUAAGAUUUUAGUAGUAAGUCGUAUUUAUUUGGUAACAUUAUUGCAUUACUACCUUUUAUGGAAUGUUGUAAAUAUUAUACACAGCGGCACCUUUUUCUCUGGUCAGUGAAAUAUAAACUGUACAUAAGUAUUUAAUACGUACCUAACAUUUUAAAAUGUUUAAGAAAUGAUGUAUAAUAAAAUGUAUCGUCCUCUUUUUAAAGGAUUGUUAAUUGCAGUAUAGUGUAAAUAUAUUUAUGAAAAUGUAUGUUUAUGUAAUGUGUAUCACUUCAACAAGGUUUAUAGUAUUGACUGCCUCAAUUGUCUAGUGACUAGCUUAUAACUUC